AUGCGCCUUCUCCAGUUCCUGUCAUCAGUCCUGGCCACAGCAUGUCUACUCACAACCGCCGACGCAAACUCUAGGUCGAGAAAUCCUUUAAACUACCUCAGUCUAAUUGAAUCUCCUCGGAUACAGACACCCUCCGGUCGAGUGAAUGCCUUCUCUAGUUUCGAUGUCACUUUCGAUCUUCAUCGACAUUCACAGCAUAUCCGUCUAUCAUUAGAGCCCAAUCAUGAUAUCCUCCACGAAGAUGCACACGUCCAGAUCUUGGACAAGGAUGGAAAUCUCAAAUAUGCCGAAAAGAUAAAUCGUAUGGACCACAAGGUCUUCCAAGGGAAGGCUUUUCUUGUCGACCAGAACGGUCAUUCAGAUCAUGUUGGCUGGGCUCGUCUCACCGUGAGAAGGGAUGGUGUCAUUCCCCUCUUCGAAGGCGCUUUCACCAUCUUACGUGACCACCAUCAUAUCUAUAUGAAGUCGAAUUAUAUGCAGACCAAGCAUGCCCUGGACCCUAUGCUGGAGGAGCACGACGAUGAGUAUAUGGUCGUGUGGCGAGAUUCCGAUGUCAGCAGGGACCCAAAGCACAAUGAGCUCCGCAAACGCGAAGGCAAUGAUAUCAGCUGUCGUUCUGAUCAACUCGCAUUCAAUAACGACAUCAACCACUCCGUUCAUCGCAUGCUUAGACGCGAUGUAGGCCAUUGGGGAUCCAUGUCGUCACUCAACCUCUUCGGCAAACGGCAAAGCAUUGACGGUGGCGCCCCUGGCAACGGCAAUGGUGGAUUGACGAAUCUGAGAGCGAACAUUGGCAACACUGCUGGAUGCCCAAGCACAAGACGAGUCGCUCUGAUCGGUGUUGCCACUGACUGCAGCUACACCAAUGAAUUCAACUCGACCGACUCUGUUCGCCAAAACAUCAUCAAUCAAGUCAACACUGCUUCGGACUUAUAUCAGUCGACCUUCAACAUCACUCUUGGUUUGAGGAAUCUGACCGUCUCGGACCGUGAAUGCCCUGGCACGCCUUCCCAGCAAGCACCCUGGAAUGUUGACUGCAGCGGUGGAUCGAUCACUGAUCGGUUGAACCUGUUCUCAGCGUGGCGUGGAUCUCGCAACGAUCAGAAUGCAUACUGGUCCUUGUUUACAAACUGUCCCACGGGUGCCGAGGUCGGCCUUGCAUGGCUCGGGCAACUUUGCAACUUUGGCUCGACAUCACAGCGCGACUCUGGUGGGAGCAGCCAGUCAGUGACCGGUGCCAACGUCGUUGCUCGCACAUCAACCGAGUGGCAGGUCUUUGCCCAUGAGAGCGGACAUACCUUUGGCGCUGUCCACGAUUGUGAUGCAAGUGCUUGUCAAGAUACCAACUUUGUUAAUUCCGGCCAGUGCUGUCCUCGUUCCGCAGACAGCUGCGAUGCAGACGCCAGGUUUCUGAUGAACCCCUUCUCUGCCGAUGGUAUCACCGAUUUCUCGCCCUGCUCUAUCGGCAACAUCUGCUCUGCCCUCGGUACCGGUUCAGUCACUUCAUCUUGCUUGACAAACAAUCGAGACGUCACCACUAUCACUGGCAACCAGUGUGGUAACGGCAUCGUCGAAGAUGGCGAAGACUGUGAUUGCGGUGGCGACGAAGGCUGCAGCAAUAACCCGUGCUGCAACCCGUCAACCUGCAGAUUCGCCCAAGGCGCACAAUGUGACCCGUCUAACGAAGGCUGCUGUACCAACCAGUGCCAAUUUGCCGGCGCCGGCACCGUUUGUAGACCUUCAACCGGGCAGUGUGACCCUCAGGAGACGUGCCCGGGCAACAACGGUACAUGUCCACCGGACUCAAGAGCAAACGACGGCGAUGACUGCGGUAAUGGCUUGCAGUGUGCUAGCGGUCAGUGUACGUCACGAGAUGCUCAGUGCCGAACUGUCAUGGGUUCCUUCACCUCCGACAACGAUACCUAUGCCUGCAAUGGCCAGACUUGUCAACUCUCUUGCGCCUCACCUGAUUUUGGAAGAAACACGUGUUAUAGUAUGAGGCAAAACUUCUUAGGCAAGGCUCUCUUCCAUUCCUGCGGAGGCGGAGGACGCUGUGAGAACGGUAUGUGCCGCGGCAGCAGUGUUGGAGGAACGAUCUCCAGCUGGAUCGAUGACAACAGGACACUUUUUAUCGCCCUUGUGUCGUCCAUAGGCGGUAUCCUUCUCCUCUUGAUUCUAGGCUGCUGCGUGCGAGCCUGCCGACGACGCAGGCCAACCAGAAAGGUUGCCUCGCCGCCGAUGGCGCAUCGUGGUUGGACCGGUCCAGCAGUACCGCCAUCUUACCAAAGUCAGGGCUAUGGCCCACAGUCACCGGGGGUCUGGCAGCCUCCCCAGCAGCAGAACAGUUGGGGAUAUCCACCGGCACCGGCCCCCGCGUAUUCGAGUCCUCAAGGGUUAGGGCCGAGAGCAAGCGUGAGGUACGCUUAA
Molecule: messenger RNA, 2427 nt
Organism: Cyphellophora europaea CBS 101466
Lineage: Eukaryota; Fungi; Ascomycota; Eurotiomycetes; Chaetothyriales; Cyphellophoraceae
Exons: 2
Coding region: 1-2427 (808 amino acids)
Biological process (GO): proteolysis
Molecular function (GO): metalloendopeptidase activity
Source: RefSeq, a predicted model, not a curated record